GUGCCAUAGCCGGUGUCAAUUUUAUCGACCGCCAUAGUUACUUUUGGACGUUUGAAUUACGGAGAAAUAUUCGAUAACUAUGGUGGACGAUAAGGCGACAGCAAAAGAUUUAGAAUCAUGGAUUGAGCAGUUAAUGGAAUGCAAACAGCUCAGCGAAGCUCAAGUGAAAACGCUCUGUGACAAGGCUAAAGAAAUUCUUAGCAAAGAAUCAAAUGUGCAAGAUGUGAAGUGUCCAGUCACAGUUUGUGGAGAUGUACAUGGCCAGUUUCAUGAUCUCAUGGAACUAUUUAAAAUAGGAGGAAGGUCUCCUGACACCAAUUACCUAUUCAUGGGUGACUAUGUUGAUAGAGGAUACUAUUCUGUCGAAACUGUAACCCUUUUAGUCACACUGAAGGUUCGUUUUCCUCAUAGAAUAACCAUUUUACGUGGAAACCAUGAAAGUCGUCAGAUCACCCAAGUAUAUGGAUUUUAUGAUGAAUGCCUCAGGAAAUAUGGGAAUGCAAAUGUUUGGAAGUAUUUCACAGAUUUAUUUGACUACCUUCCUCUGACUGCAUUAGUAGAUUCACAGAUAUUUUGCCUUCAUGGUGGUUUGUCACCUUCCAUUGACACACUGGAUCACAUUAGGGCUCUUGAUCGUAUCCAGGAAGUCCCUCAUGAGGGUCCAAUGUGUGACUUGUUAUGGAGUGACCCAGAUGAUAGGGGUGGUUGGGGUAUUUCACCACGUGGUGCUGGAUACACCUUUGGACAAGAUAUAUCAGAAACUUUUAAUCACACAAAUGGCCUGACUCUUAUUGCAAGAGCUCAUCAACUUGUUAUGGAGGGUUACAACUGGUGUCAUGAUAGGAAUGUAGUUACAAUAUUUAGUGCUCCAAACUACUGCUACAGAUGUGGAAAUCAAGCUGCAAUCAUGGAACUUGAUGAUGCACUGAAGUAUUCAUUCCUUCAGUUUGACCCAGCACCUAGACGAGGAGAGCCACAUGUCACUCGCAGAACACCUGACUACUUUUUGUGAUGAAAAAUUACUUUGAGACCUUGUAAACCUUUCAUGGCAUGUUGUCCUUUUUUGGGGUCCAAGUGGAUGCAUAUUUGGGGAUGCUUCCCAAGGGAACUUAUUGCUUUGGUGGCAAUUUUUUUUAAAGAAAUCCAUAUCAUUGUCUUUCAGGUUAUGUUAAUUUGUUUUAAACAUGACCUUUCCAGAUGUAAUCUCAUCAUAACUUGUAAAUGCUAUGGAGGGUUAUUCUAACUAAGGAUCAAGUCAGCUUUACUUUAAUGUCAUGGCAAAUAUACUUUGUAUAUUGUAAGAAAAUCAAUUAUCGUGCAGCAUACAAGAACAUCAGUAUUUUUAAGAGGCCAUGAUGUUUGGGUGCAAUCAGGAAAACUGGCUCUAAUGCACAAAUUCAAGUCUUGCUGGUAAAUGUUCUGGAAAAAAAGUAAUUGAAAGGACAAAAUUGUCUUUUUGGUAUAAUUUUUCUGUGGAAGUCCCAUCUCAUAAUGCAAGAACUUUUUAGGAAAACCAUAUAAAAGAUUCAGAGUACUCAAAAAGAACAAGCCAGGCAAUGAAAGAUAACCUUUUUUUCCUUUUCUAUUUAUUAAGUUUACCAGUGAGCCUUGGCAUGAUGCACUCAGCCUACCUUCUGUGGUUGCCAUCUUAACAUAUCGAAUAUGACCACCAGAUUUCACUAUUUCAGCAAAUGUGUCACUUUUCUGAUUUCAAAUAUGCCCAAUCAGAAGAGGGAAAUCCAUGAUACUGUCCUUAGGACUGCUGCUUACACAGGGAUGCAUAUGUGGUAUGUCUUCCUCCCUCUUCUCUACAAAGGAGGUCAUCUCAUGGGCAGAGUGGGAUGUGUAACAACUGCUGGUCCUAAGAUUACGUUCAGAGGGCUAUUGUGAAACUGAUUCUUACAAAAUCAAAGUAAAGCCUUGAUUGCUCUUCAUGAUCUGAGUUUUGUUAACCUUUGGUAAGUCUAUGACUUCAGCAGUAAUGUCUUCUUGCUGUUGCUGGAUUUGUUCUCAGUGAUAAUUAAUUAAGGUUUCUUGUAGUCAUACUCUUGUCACAGGUUAACACUUCAUUUCUCCAGUAUGUAAGGAUGGUUAUCUAAAGUAAUUUGACCAAUGAAUGUAACUUUACACUGUCAAUAGUUAAAGAACAUAUCCUUAGUAGUGUAAUUUUAUUUUAGCCGAGAUUAUUAAAAUAUGGCAAGAGAUAAUUGCUUUUUUUUCUACCUA
This is a messenger RNA of Pocillopora verrucosa, 2226 nucleotides long. RefSeq names its product serine/threonine-protein phosphatase 2A catalytic subunit beta isoform. The record is from RefSeq and is a predicted model, not a curated record. Gene Ontology annotation, cellular component: cytosol. Gene Ontology annotation, molecular function: protein serine/threonine phosphatase activity. NCBI's taxonomy places the organism in Eukaryota, Metazoa, Cnidaria, Anthozoa, Scleractinia, Pocilloporidae. Gene Ontology annotation, biological process: mitotic cell cycle.